This is a messenger RNA of Hypanus sabinus (Atlantic stingray), 2666 nucleotides long. It is a transcript of the gene tom1, whose product is annotated as target of myb1 membrane trafficking protein. The coding region runs from base 96 to 1583 and encodes 495 amino acids. Gene Ontology annotation, cellular component: endosome; membrane. Gene Ontology annotation, biological process: signal transduction. Gene Ontology annotation, molecular function: phosphatidylinositol binding; clathrin binding; ubiquitin binding. The record is from RefSeq and is a predicted model, not a curated record. The transcript has 15 exons. NCBI's taxonomy places the organism in Eukaryota, Metazoa, Chordata, Chondrichthyes, Myliobatiformes, Dasyatidae.
CGACGCUGAGCGCCCAUGGGGCCUUGCGGCGGCGGUUAAUUCACGUGACCCGGGUCAGCUGACAGCUGGUGCGUUCGCUCUCUCGCUCGGCGGCGAUGGAGUUUCUCUACGGGAAUCCCUUCAGCACCCAAGUCGGGCAGCGAGUUGAACAAGCAACAGAUGGAUCUUUGCAGUCAGAGGACUGGGGCCUGAACAUGGAGAUAUGUGAUAUUAUCAAUGAGACGGAAGAUGGACCAAAGGAUGCGAUCAGGGCUUUGAAGAAGAGGCUUUCGGGAAACAAAAACUUUCGGGAAGUGAUGUUGUGCCUGACGGUUCUGGAGACUUGUGUGAAAAACUGUGGUCAUCGAUUCCAUGUGCUGGUGGCCAGUCGUGACUUUGUGGAGGAUGUGCUAGUGAAAACCAUUCUGCCGAAGAACAAUCCUCCCAAUAUAGUGCAGGAUAAAGUCCUGAGUUUAAUCCAGGCUUGGGCUGAUGCUUUCCGGAGUACUCCAGAUCUCACUGGCGUCGUGACUGUUUAUGAAGAACUGAGGAGAAAGGGGCUUGAGUUCCCUAUGACUGAUCUUGAUGCCCUGUCUCCCAUCCACACACCCCAGAGAACUAUUCCUGAAGUGGACCCAGCAGUGUCACAGAAUUCAGUUCCAGCACAGGCACAGUCAGCAGUGUUCCCUGUCUCUGAACAACCCAUUCCGGUAGCAUCAACUGAAGGUGCAAUUACUCCUUCCCUUGAGCAGGUCGCAAAACUGCGGAGUGAACUGGAUAUUGUUAAUGGUAAUGUCAAAGUGAUGUCUGAAAUGCUGACUGAGAUGGUCCCAGGUCAAGAAGAUCCCUCUGACCUUGAGCUACUACAGGAACUGAACAGAACAUGUCGAGCAAUGCAGCAGAGGAUUCUGGAUCUCAUCUCGAGAGUGACCAAUGAGCAAGUGACAGAGGACCUGUUGCACGUCAAUGACAAUCUCAAUAACAUAUUCCUUCGAUAUGAUAGGUUUGAGAGAUUCAGAACUGGACAGAAGGCUGUCAACCGAGUGCCCAGUGUUUCAGAGAAUGUGGACAACUUAAUAAAUCUUACACCAAGCUCCCCUGCUGUUGUCACUCCAGUUGCUGCAUCUAAUAUCUCGACUCAGAUGGCGGGACUUAGUGUUACAGGGGAAAGUAUGAGUGCAAUUGCAAAGCCAUUGGAAAACAGCCAUCCAAAAACUGAGGAAGAAUUUGACAUGUUUGCACAGACAAGGAGCAAUUCCCUGGCAGAUCAGCGCAAGAGUGUAAAGUAUGAAGAACCACAGGCAAUUGAAGGAUUGGCAGGAGCACUGGAUACUCGCCAACAGAACACUGGAGCAAUUCCAGUCACUCAGGCCAAUUUAAUGGAUGACAUUGAACAGUGGCUGUCCACAGAUGUGAAAGGUGAAUUGGGCAAUGAUUCUGAAGGAGUAACAAGUGAAGAAUUUGAUAAAUUCCUGGAGGAGCGAGCCAAAGCAGCGGAGCGACUGCCUACUCUUCCCUCGCCGCCUACAGAGGCCCCUGGCUCUGUUACUACAUCCAAAAAGAAGCAACAGGAAAAGACGGAGGAUGCCCUCUUUUCCCUGUGAAAACUGGACUCUGCCUCCUGCCUAUCACUCUGUAUGAAGGAAUGCAUCAGGGUAGCCCUGAGCUGUGUCUCUGCUCAAAAUCCAAUUCUUGCUUCUGAAUAGGGAAUGGUACAAAAUAAUUUAAGAAAAAAACACUUUCCAAGAGAAGUUUCGGUUUGAAGAUGGACCCUAUUUUUUAAAAAGCAAAUUCUCUUGAAUGUUCACAGAGCUCCUAGUUAUCCCUGUGGUGAAGUUGUGGAGAUGUCAUUCAAUUACAUAUCGAUGUAGGGAACAGUGGGUUGAUAGCUCAUCCUCAAACUAUUCAUAAGAUAAUUUAAACUGCAGAUUCAAGAGUAUACCUUUUUAUGUAUUCCUCCUCCUAAAUCUAUGUGCAUUAUAUUUAUCUUUUGUAAGCUAAAUUUAGAAAUGGUCUCUAAACUGUAACUUAUUCUAUUUUAAAAGCUUUGGUAGUGAUGACAUGUCAUGAGAUGUGUCGGUAUAUUGGGUAUAAGGUGCUGGCUGCAAGUAAUACAGCUGGUUACAGGUUGACUCUUGAAAUUGAUUCCUUGUUUGCUGUUAAGUGUGCGACUGAUUUGGCAGCAUUCUUUACAGCUUCAGUGUUGUUAUCUAUGCAACAAGACUUCCAGUGCCCUUUCUUCCCUUCCCAGCACCCUGAAAGCUUUUGGAACAUAGAGUCAACGCAGAGAACGGAAAUCUUGAAAAUGGAAGGGUUGCCAGUCCUCCUUGGUUGUCUUGGCAUCAGUUGGCAAAGAAACCAAAAGAAAAUCAUGGCAGUACUAAAACAGAAUCGUUUUUUUUUCUUUGAAUGUUCGUUAGUUGCUGGAAGCUGAAAAUGACUGACUCAGAUGUGCCUUGAUGAGCUAAUGGGAGGAACAAGGGGUGAGGUGACUUUCACUGGGAGAUCGUGGUAAUUCCUUCCAGGAACACAUCAGAGUUGGCAACCCUCGCGGGGGAGAAAAAAAAAUCAUACAAUUAUACAGUGAAUACUAGACCAAUUCUUUGUGGAAGUGGGUGGGUGGAGAGAAUGUACAUUAACAAAAAUAAUUUAAUGCAAAAUAAAUAUGUUUCUCAAUGUUGAAGCAA